Seminavis robusta is the source of this 657-nucleotide messenger RNA. Lineage: Eukaryota; Bacillariophyta; Bacillariophyceae; Naviculales; Naviculaceae. The record is from the annotation of a GenBank genome assembly.
AUGUCUUUUCAUUCUCCUUUGCAUGCAGGCGCCUUUCCAAUUGAGGUGGACACCGAGUGUCCCGAGAACAACCUAAUUGUUGAUGUGGUGACAUUCACCGGAUUUGAUUACCGUGGAAAGGAAUACAAUGGGUAUGACAUCAGUUUUGUGGGUGACUAUCGUCACUUCAAGCACGACCGCUACAAGUUUAGCAUUCCAAAUCCGGAUACUAGUCCACAUGUCGUCUUGUUUGAGAAACCAUCACGAAGCAGCGUCUUCGAGCCUGAUGGAAAGGACCAAGCACAAUACCUUAAAGCGGAGAAAGCGGAAGCUGUCAAAAAGGGCCACAGAAAAGCCAAUGAGGCCAUGAAAGGAGACAAAUCCCGAGACACGUUGAAGUUCCUGUUGAAGUUCCCCGAUGGUGCCAAGAUUACGAAUGAUCCUUUCCGAAGCGAUACUAAUCAUGGUGCCAAGUACUUUGAAGGGGACCAAUUCGUAAUCAAAUUCAAAACUGGAGACAAAGACAAAAAUGACAAGGAGGUGAUUGGUUGGAAUUGUAGAAUGUCCUACAAGGUGAUCGACUUGAACUCCGGCGAGACAUUCAAGGGAAGCGGGAACGCUGCAGCAAAGAAGGCUGCAGACAUGAUGCGUGGUAUGUCGCUUGAUGAAGAUUUUUAG